AUGUCUUCAACUAAGAAGAUCUUGUUUCUCUGCAACAAAGACUAUGGCCAAGCCAAUGUCAUUCUUUCAGCUACUUACGCGUUGAUGCAGAUCAACCCCGAUGUUGAGGUACACAUUGGCUCACAAGCAGGCUUCGACGCUCAGCUCCACCGCUUCGUCAACCAAUGCGGCAAGAUAGAGGGAGCCCCCGCUGGGAACGCCGUCAAGCUACAUCCACUCGUCGGCCUCUCUCACUUCGAGGCCGUAGACAGACCGGACAAUCCUGCCCUGGCUACUUGGCUUACAAAGCCCGGGCUCGUCAAUACCUCCCGCAACAUGCUCACACUUGCCGGCCUCGCCCUCCCAUGGAGCCCGGAGGAGUUUUUCGAGACUUACAAAGCUAUCGAAAAAGUUUUCGAAGAAGUGAAGCCUGAUGUAACUGUGGUGGAGUCAUUCUUCUCUCCGGCUACAACCUUUGCCAACCAUGCGAAGAUCAACUGGAUUUGUCUUGCCCCAAACACCAUCAAAGAAUUCGCGUUGCCAAUGCAACCCAAGUUGGCAAUGCUGUGGAAGUAUCCAAUCAUACAGUCAAGCCUGCCGUUUCCGAUCCCACUGCAUCUCAUCCCUCUCAACGUGUUCUUCAACUUCGUCGCUGGGUAUGGACUGUUCUCCGAUCCGAGAUAUAAGCGAGUCACAGCAUAUUUGGCCAAGCAAGCUGGACCAAACAUCGAGAUCAUCACCUGGAACGAGCUAGGCCUUCUGAAAGCUCCACCCAAGGGCCUUCGGAUCCUCGUCGCCAACAGCCCCGACAUUGAUUUUCCCUUUGAGACGAUCCCUGAGUCCAUCACUCCAUGUGGUUCUAUCACGCGCGCUGCUCCCAAGAUUGAACUCGAAGACCCUGAACUCGCCAAGUGGCUGGGUCGAGGGCCGACAGUCUUCAUCAGCCUCGGCACGCACCACUUUUACGAUAUUCCUAAGGCGACGGAAUUUGCUCAUGCAAUCCGAAAUCUUCUUGAUCAAGUAGAUGAGCACAAGGGUGGUUCUGGAGACGAAACUCGACUCCAAGUCCUAUGGAAGAUGCCGCGCAAGUUGGGAGACAAUGAGAACGCAGCGGAGUACUCUGGGCCAUGGCUUGAUAUCAAGGCACUACUGAGUCCGUUCCUCGAGCAGGAAAGAGUCAAGAUCACAGACUGGGUUACUGCUGAGCCAAAGUCUAUUCUGGAGUCCGGCCAUCUGGUGUGUUGUGUCAGUCAUGGCGGUUCCAACUCUUUCCAUGAAGCUUUAUGUACCGGCAUCCCACAAGUUGUUCUACCAGGCUGGGGCGACUGCUAUGACUUCGCCAUUCGGUCAGAGAUCUUGGGCAUCGGGAAGUGGGCCAACAGGAAGGCCAAGCCUUAUUGGGAGAGAGAUGAACUUUCUGAAAAGCUGAUAGAAGUCGUGCUUGGCCCCGAAGCGCAAGCAAUGCAGGAACGAGCUCGGUCUUUGGCGAAGCAGCACCCCGAGGGCGCGGGAAGAGAGAAAGCUGCAAGAGAGAUUUUGGAUCUACUGGACAAAGUUGAGAAGAAGGACUGA
Colletotrichum godetiae is the source of this 1551-nucleotide messenger RNA. RefSeq lists its product as uncharacterized. Gene Ontology annotation, molecular function: UDP-glycosyltransferase activity. Bases 1 to 1551 code for a protein of 516 amino acids. The transcript is spliced from 3 exons. Lineage: Eukaryota; Fungi; Ascomycota; Sordariomycetes; Glomerellales; Glomerellaceae. The record is from RefSeq and is a predicted model, not a curated record.